AUGUUGAUGCCCAAAAAACAUCGUACACUCAUCUACGAGUAUCUAAUGAAAGAGGGUGUUGUUGUUGCUGAAAAAGAUUUCGGUCUCGAUAAACAUCCAGCCAUUCCAGUGCCAAAUAUUCAUGUUAUCAAAGCACUUCAAUCGCUUAAAUCACGUAAUUUGGUUAAAGAACAAUUCGCAUGGCGCCAUUAUUAUUGGUAUUUAAAUAAUGAAGGCACCAAUUUCUUACGUGAAUAUCUUAAUUUACCACCUGAAAUUGUACCGGCUACACUCAAACGACCGACAAGACCUGAAGGUGCUAAAACAGCUAAACGAGUUGAAACAGCUCGACCAACAUCACCAUCUGAUCAAGGUCGACAAGAAUAUCGUCGUGCUGGAUAUGACAAACAAGGCGAUGUUGGUGCUGGAUCUGCUCGACCUGAAUUCCGUGGAGGUUAUGGUCGAGGACGUGGAUUUAGAGAUAGUAACCGUGGUGGUCCCGGUAACGCUGAUCAACAAUAA
Molecule: messenger RNA, 501 nt
Organism: Rotaria sp. Silwood2
Lineage: Eukaryota; Metazoa; Rotifera; Eurotatoria; Philodinida; Philodinidae
Source: the annotation of a GenBank genome assembly